AUGAAGUGCGUUUGCGAUCAGGCUUUGAAGGAACAGCGAUGCGAGCAAGACCCUCCUGUUGACGACUUUGGUGGCCUCGCUUGCCCUCCGCUGGACGACCUUGAAGCUGUCUUCAUCCUUGAAACCGUGACUUUCGAUCCUUCCAAGUUGUUCGACGACGUCAAACUUGAUGACCACGACAUGGCAAUUCAUGGGAAGCCCAAGAAACCACCAUCCCACGGCAAAGGGGAGAAUUUGGAGACCGUCCGCUUGAUGCUAAGUGCACCACCUUAUUCUUCUUGUCUACAAAACCCUAAGGAGACCACAAAAUCUGAUCCUCAUCAUCAACGGCAAGACUAG
Prunus armeniaca (apricot) is the source of this 339-nucleotide messenger RNA. The record is from the annotation of a GenBank genome assembly. Lineage: Eukaryota; Viridiplantae; Streptophyta; Magnoliopsida; Rosales; Rosaceae.